AUGUCGAGCCAGGAUACCUCUCCAACGCCGUACGAUCGACCUGAUGGUGUCACGAUCUACCACGAGUCGACGUCAGUGGUGGCCGUCAUCGAAGGUAUCACCAUUGUCGUUAUCUUCCUCGGAGCGCUGGUCGCCAAUCUGAUUGCGUUGGCGACGAUUCUUCGAGACAAGGUUCUGAGAAGGAACCUUCAUAACUGGCUGAUCCUGAACCUCAUCAUAAACGAUCUUGGCUUUACAAUCAUGAACAUAUCAUUCCUCGUAGUAUCCGUGUUCGACAACGGCAAUUUUCUCUAUCACAACAAGGUUGUGUGUUUUAUUAACGGGAACGUUCUUUUUGCCUUCGGGAACUUUAUCACAGUCUUGGCAAUCUCCGUGGACCGCUACUUGGCCGUAGUCUGGUCGGCCCGCUUCCCUCCUUCCCAAUCAAGAACCAUCGUCUUUAUCGUCUUCUGUUGGGUCGCCGCCAUUGGAUCCUCCUUUCCCUCCUUAUUCGGAGUCGUCUCUGCGAUUGGGUACCAGGAAAUUUCCCAGUCUUGCUGCUCUCCAGAGUGGCAGGAAGACUGUUUUUAUUCCACGAUCCUCAACGUCAUCAUCUAUGUAGUCAUCGUACCUACGAUGGUUUUCUGCUAUGUUGGUGUGUUCUUGAACGUGUGGCGUCAACAACGGUUGCUUAGGUCCUACGCCGACGAGAAACCUAGUAUCGUGAGCAACGUAUGUUCCGUAGAAGACAACGACGAUGAUGAUGACAACCACGACCAUGUGACCGAUACUGACCAUGACAUGCAACUGGAUGACAUUGACCAGUCGAGUGAAGGGCCUACCUGCUCGGAUCUUACUCCAGGGCCUAUGGACUACUCCCAGUCUUCAAACAUCGAGGAGCCUGACGCUGAACAUGCUGAAGGAGAAAACGAGGAGAAAAAGACUAUUCAACAGGAAAAUAUGAUGACAGGAACCAAGAAAAAAGAUCGUAGGUCUAUGCAGAAGAAACUCAACAUUGACAAAAGAGUUGCUCUGACUGGAACCCUCCUGGUGCUAACCACCUUGGUCUGUUGGUCACCGUACUGCAUCGUCUACUCUUGUCUUCUAUCCAUCAAUAUCCCCCAUUGGAUGGGCGUGGCCACGGUGUGGCUAGGUUACUCCAACUCCCUAUUCGACCCUCUAAUCUACUCGUUCAUGAAUAGACGAAUUGCAGCCCGUUAUCGUGACAUGUUCAGACGUUGGUCGGUUGGAUUGAAUGCAGUAAUCAGAUGUAACUCCGGAGAAGCAUGA
Messenger RNA from Strongylocentrotus purpuratus (purple sea urchin), 1269 nucleotides. Its product is annotated as probable G-protein coupled receptor 101. Gene Ontology annotation, cellular component: membrane. The transcript has 3 exons. The record is from RefSeq and is a predicted model, not a curated record. NCBI's taxonomy places the organism in Eukaryota, Metazoa, Echinodermata, Echinoidea, Camarodonta, Strongylocentrotidae. Bases 1 to 1269 code for a protein of 422 amino acids. Gene Ontology annotation, molecular function: peptide binding; G protein-coupled receptor activity. Gene Ontology annotation, biological process: G protein-coupled receptor signaling pathway.